GUUGGCUCUGGGGCUGGCCCUUUGGGUGGGUCUGGAAGCGGGCUUCCUCUUCACCCCAUCCCAAAUCCUUACCGUGGUUGGCGCUGCGAUUCUGUGGAGUGUUUCAAUCGGUUCAAGGUUGAGGCAGGCGUGGGACCAAGUUGGUCUACCAAGGAAAAGAUGCCAGAAACAUUCAGGGCCAGAAGCAGGGAGAACACCAAUUAGCCGAGAUCAGCUGCAGUGCCAAUGCACUCUGAACAACCCGGAUUCCUUUGGAGGGCUCCUGAUGCCAUAUAUGGCCAUGCAUGGGCUUACUGUGGCUCUCCUGCUCAUCUUCCUGGCUGGUGGGACUGAAGCCUUUCGUAUCUGUGCCUUCAAUGCCCAAAGACUGACAUUGAGCAAGUUGGCCAAGGAGCCAGUGAUGGAUACCUUAGUUCAAAUCCUGGCUCGAUGUGAUAUCAUGGUGCUUCAGGAGGUGGUGGAUUCUUCCCAGAAAACUGUCUCUCUUCUGCUUCGAGAACUUAAUAGAUUUGACAGUUCCAGGACUUACAGCUUCCUAAACAGCUCCCUGCUAGGGCGCAGCACAUACAAGGAGAAGUAUGUGUAUAUCUACCGGUCUGACAAGACACAGAUUCUGAAUUCCUACCAGUACAAUGACACAAAUGACCUUUUUGCCCGAGAACCUUUUGUGGCCCAGUUCGCUCUCCCUAGCAAAAUCCUUCCAAGUGUGGUACUGGUUCCACUCCACACUACACCCAAGGAUGUAGAGAAGGAGCUGAAUGCCCUAUAUGAUGUGUUUCUGGAUGUCUCCCAACGCUGGCAAAAUGAGGAUGUGAUCCUGCUUGGGGACUUCAAUGCUGACUGUGCAUCACUGACUAAAAAGCGUCUCAACAGCCUGCUCCUUCGGACUGAGGCAGGCUUCCACUGGGUGAUUUCUGAUGGGGAGGACACUACAGUGCGGGCCAGCACCAACUGUACCUACGAUCGGAUUGUGAUGCAUGGGCAGGGCUGUCAGACCCUGCUGAGGGCUGCAGCACCCUUCAACUUCCCCAGGAGCUUUCAGCUGACUGAGGAAGAGGCUCUCAGCAUCAGUGACCAUUAUCCUGUGGAGGUGGAGCUGAGUCAGGCAACUCACAACAUUCAACUCUUCAGUUUGGCCAUUCUGCUCCUGCUGUCACUUUUGCCAUCUCAACUGAGCUAGGUGGCUUAACACCUUUUGUACCUUAUGGACAAUGACUUAAAACACUGGCAUCUCCUGAAGCCAAGCAAGAUCUGAAUGGUUUCAACUACAGCCUUCCCUUUCUUUUUAUGUAGGCUUUCUGCUGCUUAUUAUUCCAAGAGGAAGACAGGGCUACCAGUGUUAUUUCCUAUUAUAUCCAAUACCGUGGGUUUUGGUGCAUUUGGAAUAGAUACAACUUGUCACUUCAAGCCAUUCCACCUUAGACACAGAGACAAAGCAGGCUCCAGGGCUCUCUGCAACACACAUUUAGAGCCAGACAGAACAUGUAUUCCAGAUACCUUAUAAUAGAAAAUGAGCUCACCGGCCGGGUGUUGGUGGCACAUGCCUUUAAACUAAUCCCAGCACUUGGGAGGCAGAGGCAGGUGGUUCAAGACCAGCCUGUUCUCCAGAGUGCCAGGAUAGGCUCCAAAGCUACAGAGAAACCUGGUCUCAAAAAACCAAAAAGAAAAAAAAAGAAAACGAGCUCACCAAAAUAUGCUCACUUGGGAGACAUGAACUCUUUAAAAACCCUCUACCACCAGCUUACAAAAAGCUCUGGUAGAUUGUAGCAUUGUCACCACAGGUUUACUUCAAAAUUUUUAGCUCCAAACAAUCAUGUUAUUCCAAUGAUUAAACUAUAUGGGCCAGCCUUCUCUCUGGACCACAUAUCCCUGAUACAUUUGCUCUGUACUUAUGAACAUGGCUCUGCUAGAGAUGUCAGGUUUAAAAUGUUCCAAUAAAAUCACCAGUUGUAACUC
This is a messenger RNA of Cricetulus griseus (Chinese hamster), 1956 nucleotides long. It is a transcript of the gene Dnase1l1, whose product is annotated as deoxyribonuclease 1 like 1. Gene Ontology annotation, cellular component: nucleus. Gene Ontology annotation, molecular function: DNA nuclease activity. The record is from RefSeq and is marked provisional. Gene Ontology annotation, biological process: DNA catabolic process. Lineage: Eukaryota; Metazoa; Chordata; Mammalia; Rodentia; Cricetidae.